Molecule: messenger RNA, 3288 nt
Organism: Neodiprion fabricii
Lineage: Eukaryota; Metazoa; Arthropoda; Insecta; Hymenoptera; Diprionidae
Product: E3 ubiquitin-protein ligase MARCHF8-like
Exons: 5
Coding region: 1296-2258 (320 amino acids)
Biological process (GO): protein polyubiquitination; immune response; antigen processing and presentation of peptide antigen via MHC class II
Cellular component (GO): cytoplasm; early endosome membrane; late endosome membrane
Molecular function (GO): MHC protein binding; zinc ion binding; ubiquitin protein ligase activity
Source: RefSeq, a predicted model, not a curated record
GCUUGCUUUUAUUAUCGUUUAAUCGUUGCUUCGGCAGACCCUCUGUAAAUAAUGCGUGCAGAUAGCGCCAGUGCCGCUAAUUUGGCAUUGGAACAAAUAAUUAAUCAUUUCAUUUAAAUGCGAGCCCUGAAUAUUCAAACCCGUAAAUGUCAUAUCUCUCCGGGGAACCGUGCAGUCAUCGACUCUUAUUCGUUGUGUCAAAUCUGUUUAGAGUCUGUGAUGUGUACAUACGUAUGUACAUGCGAUACAUGCAUGCGAUACAUAAUCUGUAAUGCAUAUGCGCGUACGCACGUCUCCGAAGUGAAUUUAAUGAAGCUGUAAAUAUCUAUUGUGAGGAAAUUGUUAAAAAAUAAAUACAACAAAAUCAAAAUCAGAAACAUCUAUUAUUAGCUUACGCUUCGUCGUGUGUUGUUCGGUUUGUUCAAAACGCUUAAAAAUACAUAUUGUUGCCAACUGCUCGUUGGUGAUAUUUCACGUUUUUCCAAUAAAACGUCCGGUCAGAGGAAAUACAAAAAACAGAACGCAAUAAACCAGUGAAUACAAUGUUUUUUCGCCCUCAUCUCGUUCGCGAACGCGCGUUGUGAACGUAAAUACGCUUUUUAUAAAAUUUAAUAUUGUGUACGAAUAAGUGUGUCAUGUUCAGACCUUCGUGUCGUUAAUUAUCCAGCGUUUUGUAAUAAAUGCAAUAUAACUGUACUCCGCGGUCAAACAGUCGGCGAUACCGACCGAAGUAUCCGGGUUUUAAUUCUUCGCCGACGACUUGCAGGGGAGCUUCAAGUUUUGUGCCGAAAAUUGUGCUUCAAACUUCAAACUACAAACUUGUAUACACACUUCACGGAGUUCUCUGACGACUGUACAUAGUUUACACAUACUGAAUGUAUAAAAAUUUGACAACUCGUUGUCAUCUGAAGAUCCGGCUUCAACGGCAAAACGUCAAACGUCGGAUGAUAAAUCUAUCCGCGUCAUAUAAUGCAGAGGCGGUAAAGCGGUAGAAAAAAAAACCUUAUAAAACACCGAACCGUACGGUUCACGGAGAGACGUUGCUGUUGAAAUCGAUAAAAAGGAAGGUUCAAUUCUAUCAACGGGUCAGGAUACUGCAAUAAUUAACAAUUUCACGACGAGCUGUCGGCCGUUGAAAGGUUAUCAUUUUCAAAACACGCGCAAUUUAAGUUAAAAUACGACGACGACGAUGACGGUGAUGAUGAAGCUACGAACAGGGACGAAACGAACGACGAAACGUUCGGCAUGAUUACCUUGUACUUAAAUCGCUAUAAUACCAACAAUAAGUUACACGAAUGUUCGUCUGUGGUCGGAGCGCAAUGCCAGUGCAUCAAAUCAAUGUUUAUCCGCCUGAUUGGCAACCCCAACUUCCUCCUCUAGGUCCAUCCAGCAACGUCAGUCCGGGAAGCGGGGAGCCUCCUCCGGAAUGGAUACCAAGGGAACCGGCGUAUGCAACAGCCGUCACAGUUAUACGUGAUCAUUCGCAUUCUUCGAUGAGUACCUUGUCUUCAAACAGUCAUGACAUUUGCCGAAUAUGCCACUGUGAAGGUGAGAUCGGCGCUCCUCUGCUGGCACCAUGUUAUUGUAGUGGAAGUCUACGUUACGUUCACCAAGCUUGUCUUCAACAAUGGAUAAAGGCUUCCGACACACGCGCCUGUGAAUUAUGUAAAUUCACUUUUAUCAUGCAUGCCAAAACAAAACCAUUUUCAGAGUGGGAAAAACUUGAAAUGUCUGCACUGGAGGUGCGAAAAUUAUGGUGCGCUGUAGCUUUUAACGCAGUCGCAGCAUUAUGCAUUGCAUGGUCGCUGUACGUACUUGUAGAACGUUCUAUUGAGGAGGCACGGAGAGGGUCCAUGAAUUGGCCAUUCUGGACAAAAAUGAUCGUUGUUGUGAUUGGCUUUACCGGAGGCCUGGUGUUCAUGUAUAUUCAAUGUAAAGCAUACAUUAUGCUUUGCAAAAGAUGGCGGGCAUUCAACAGAGUGAUUUUCAUACAGAAUGCCCCAGAAAAAGUCGUGCUUCCACCGUCUCCUGCAGAUUCGCUCAGAGAUGUGACGAUGCCCUUAAAAGAUCCAACAGUCUCUAUGUCUGAGCAGAGUCACACUUUGUUACCGCGCACCGACCCGGCUGGUGCAUCACAAACAAUGAAAUCAGAAUCCACACCACCCCCCCAAAAGCAUGAAGCUCAACUUAAACUUUACGUAUUUGACAAGCUAUCUACAUCGGAAGACAAUUUGUAUAACAAAAGUGAUAAUUGCUAAAUAAGUGACAAUUUAUGAAUAUAUAUUUAAUCGGUACCUAAUUGUGACCCCAAGAAUAUAGUGAAAAGAACGAAUAUUCUAUCGGAAACUAGAUUUGAACAGAUCAAAGGGCUGUGUUUAUUAAUUUGGUAGUUUUGAUAGUAUAAAAUGACAAAAUUAGCUAUGUAUUUAUUAUUAUGAUUAUUAUUAUUAUUACUGUUGAAAAUACUAUACGGCGAUUUGUUGUUACUUUUUUUUAUAUAAUAUAAAAAUAUCAUGAACAAAGUUACCAUUUAAUACUGUUUAAUCUAUUCUAAAUGCACAAUGGAUACGUAGGGUGCAAACUAAUGGCAAUUUUCUGAGAAAAUUGUUACGUGUUAUUAACGUUCUUACAAGUUAUACGUGUAUGCAUAUGCGUAUGUACUUGUGAUUUUUGUCAGUGCACCUACCAUAUCGUUAUAUUAAUUAUUGCAAUCCUAAAAACCAUCGUUAACCUUACUACUUGCAAGGAGAAUGUCAGACCUCUGAAUCACAGAUUCUGCUGAAACUGAGGGAUGUAUCCUUGGCUCAAAUUAUCGAGUUACUCAUGCGUAGUUCCAGCUAUUUGGGCCCUCUUUCACUCAAUUCACAAUAAAUAAAAUUGUCGAAAAUUCGCAAUUUAUACUUCACUAUAGCUCUGAAAUAAUAAUAUAUCCGUUUACACUAGUAUCUAUAGUAUCUUGUCACUUAUAAUGGCAUUUCGCUCACCAAACUGCUAAUUUAAUUAGUUUGACCUGGUGUGAAGAGUCCUAUGUGAUGAAACUACUUAUACAGGUUUUAUAUUUUAGGCCAAAGAAUCAACCGUAGAAGUUUGAAUACAAUUCAUGAUUCAGAGGUCUGAUACUCUCCUUGUUAGUAUACAUACUUUAUACUGUAUUCUUAGUCGGAAUUUGGUACUUCAGUACUUAGAUUGACAGCGAGGUGCUCCAAAGUUCGAAGCGGAGGUCUCGAACAAAUAUGUACAUAAUUAUUGUAUCUGUGAUGUUAAUAAAUAAACUUUAAGACAUUUCAA